CCCGGCAGUAAGAAAGCAGUCGCCAUAUGCGCCCAUUCAACAUAGCAUAGAUUUGCGUUAUAAACAAAAUAACUUUUGGGGGUUCUCAUGCGCUUACAAUAAUGUUUUGAUUCUUGUUUGAACAGUCGCUAAGAUUAUAUUUGGUUGUGAUCUUUGCAAAAUAAUUUUUGAAUGCAGCAGUUGUUAGCUAGAAUGAUAAAGCUCAUUGAUAUAGGCUAUAGCAAAAGUGUUUAAGAAUAGUGCAGUUGAUUUGCGAUGAUGACAUAAACAUCAUAUUAAGCUUGUAAUCCAAAAGUAGUUUGAAAAGCACUCAAACUUUUUCUCAGAAAGUACCUCACUAUUCCCAGCUCGUUGUUUCCAGUGGAGUCAUCUGUUGGCUGCUCCAAUGAGCUUCAGCAGCCACAGGAAUGUCUAGUUUGCAUUCCAAACACACAUCAUCAGCCCUCAAAUUAAGUGGACACUUCUGAUGACGUGUCAGGCACGUUUACACUUGCAGGGCGAGGGAGGAAGGAAUUCAUUUUAAAUGUACCGCCCUUUCCCGGAAAUUCGUCCCUCGUUCGUCCCACUACGACUGUGUUUUCAGCCACCGGUAGCUUGUGGUUGAGAAUGGGGGCAUGCUUGGCCCUCCUUUUCCUGUGGUCAUUAUAUUCACUACAGCCAAUUAUGAUUGCAUGUCUACUUAUAUUAACUAUAUUAAUAAACGCCUACUGCAUGAUAGCUAGCAAAUGAAUUAGCUUACGUUAGCCUGCCUAGCUACUUCUGAAGAAGGUACAUUUUUUAUUUCUACAAUUUCCAAAAGCUAACCAAACAAAUACAUAACUUUUACGAGACAUGUUUGUGCAUUACUAGCACAAUUUCUAACUUAUUUACAUUAAUUUUUAUUUACACCUGUAUGUUGACACCAUAUUGAUGUUGAGGUUUUAAGUUUUGGCAGACUUUUCUUAGCGGAUGUACAAUCAUUGUGAAUUGAAUUAUGGGGCGUUUCAGGCCCGAUGUGAACAUAAUUGUACACUCGCAAACUCCAUUAAAAACGAGGCCUGAGGGACUUACAUUGCAAACUUCCUUUGCGUGGCUAAUCAUUUGGACCGACGACAAAUAUGGCCGCGGGGAUUCCCCCAGGGGCAUAAAGGGAGGGUAAGUGGACGAGGGUGUGUCUUUUCAGUUUGAAACGCAGCCCUGUGCGAUGUCGACGUAAAUGGAGAGUGCAGGAAACACGUAUUCCUCCGGGCUGAUGGAAUUCUUCCCUUUGCCGAUUUACAGAUGCGUGUGCCCUGUGCAAGUGGAUGUUGCAGUGCGGUCUGGUCGGGGGAUCCAGUGUGUGAUGGACCUGCGCCUGCUGUCUCGUAUCGAUGAGGAGCUGGACUCCUCCGAGGUGGCUGCCCUGUGCUUCCUGUGCAGAGAUGUGCUCAAUAGGAAACGCCUGGAGACGGUGGAGGAUGGGCGUGGCCUCUUCAUGAGGCUGCAGGAGAAAAGCCUGCUGGAGGACCACUACUUCCUGUCCCAACUCCUCUCUGUCAUUGGUCGACUGGACCUUCUCCGCCUCCUGGAGACAGACGGCAGACAGCCGGAGCAAACGGCCCACACCCAGACAGACGCAUGCCCUCCCCUCUCACAGUACAGGAGGAUGUUGUAUAAGGUCUCAGAAGAUGUAACUAAGGAGAAUCUCACUAAGAUUAAGUUUUUGCUGAGUGACAAACUUCCCAGAGGACGACUGGAUCCCUGCACUACGGCCCUGGAGGUGCUGUGUGAGAUGGAGAGGCAGGAUCUGCUGACAGAGGACAGACUGGAUGAGCUACAGAGGAUACUGGAGGAGUGUGACACACAGCUGGCCCACACAGUACAGCAGCAUAGAGAAGCAAGGGGCAGUGUGUCACGGCAGGAGUACUCUGUUCAGCCAAUCAGCAACCAGGAACAGCAACUCAGCUCCCCUCAGUCACUACAGAGCCUGUCUAUAUCAGAGACACGGCCCAGCUGUGAGCAUGGGCAACGCACAAGGUUGUCCUCCGAUGCAAUGACGGAAACUCAGCCUGGGUCUGGGCCUGACCAGGUGACCACUUCACCAAUGCAAUCCUGGAAGACCUCUGAGAUGGAGCACUAUUCCAUGACCUGUAAUCCUCGGGGGACGUGCUUAAUCAUCAAUAACCACCACUUCAUGGGAUUUUCAGGUCUGACAGACAGACCAGGAACUGAGCAGGACGAGAAGGCUCUGCAUAAUGUGUUCUCCAGGUUGGGGUUUAAAGUGGAAGUGUGUAGCGACCUGACAGAGAAGACCAUGUUGGGGGCGGUAGAGGAGCUUGGAGGGCGGAGUCACAUACAGGCAGAUGCUCUGGUGGUGUGUGUGCUGUCCCAUGGGGAGAAGGGUUGUGUGCUUGGGACAGAUGGGGGGGAGGUGCCCAUUAGCUCCCUCACACAACCCUUCACCAGCAAGCAGUGCCCUUCUCUGAUGGGCAAACCCAAACUGUUCUUCAUCCAGGCCUGCCAGGGGAAGGGCUUCCAGCGAGGGGCCCUAUUACUCCCCUCCAUAAGGCAGAGAGAGGGGCGAUAUGAGGCAGACGCCGGCGCCAUCGAGUCCAUCCCCUGGCAUGCAGACUUCCUGAUCGGUAUGGCAACAGUGGAGGAGUGCAAGUCAUUCCGAAACACUAAGGAAGGUUCCAUCUACAUCCAGGAGCUCUGCAAACAGCUGGAGUGGGGAGCGGACAGAGGGGAGGAUAUUCUGUCGGUGCUGACGCGUGUGAAUCGUGAGGUCAGCAGAGGAGUGUAUAGAGACUCCAAACAGAUGCCCGAGCCCAAGUACACCCUCACCAAGAAACUCUUCCUCCCCUACUUCUGAAACACCUCUGGUUGGCUGACCAAUCAACUUCAGAAUGGCUGUCAUGUCUGAACAGUGAGCUGUCACUCUCAGGAACCCUACCACAGCAGCCUCUACCUCCCAUAAGACAGUGUGUUGAACAUUGGUUGGCAUGUCUGAUUUCCUGAAAGAUGUUUCAAACUCAUGAGAUUAAUACAUUUUUCCAUUAAAUGCUGGAAAUUGUGGAACGUUUACUUUAUCUGUAAUGUGUUCUGGAGAUGAUCAGUAAAAUGGGUGUAUUUUUCUAUUGGCCAUGUUUCACAUUUUUAAAGUUCAACAAAAUGUCUCUAAUUCUGAGGAGAAUACGAUUUAAUAAGACUUCAGCAACCAACUGUUGAUUAAGAUAUUUAUUUUCAGGUAUAAAAUAUGUUAAGGUGAAAGGCAGGUAAGAACAUGAUUGUAAAAAUAACCCAAAUAAGGAAAGAAGAUUAAAUCACAACAUGCAAUAAAGUCAAGCUUAAGCAAUG
This is a messenger RNA of Salvelinus fontinalis (brook trout), 3315 nucleotides long. RefSeq names its product caspase 8, apoptosis-related cysteine peptidase (gene casp8). Bases 1196 to 2830 code for a protein of 544 amino acids. The record is from RefSeq and is a predicted model, not a curated record. NCBI's taxonomy places the organism in Eukaryota, Metazoa, Chordata, Actinopteri, Salmoniformes, Salmonidae. The transcript is spliced from 11 exons. Gene Ontology annotation, biological process: proteolysis; negative regulation of extrinsic apoptotic signaling pathway via death domain receptors. Gene Ontology annotation, molecular function: cysteine-type endopeptidase activity; protein binding.